Tachyglossus aculeatus (Australian echidna) is the source of this 2227-nucleotide messenger RNA. It is a transcript of the gene GNPDA1, whose product is annotated as glucosamine-6-phosphate deaminase 1. The transcript has 7 exons. The record is from RefSeq and is a predicted model, not a curated record. The coding region runs from base 135 to 1004 and encodes 289 amino acids. Gene Ontology annotation, biological process: carbohydrate metabolic process; N-acetylneuraminate catabolic process; D-glucosamine catabolic process. Gene Ontology annotation, cellular component: cytoplasm. NCBI's taxonomy places the organism in Eukaryota, Metazoa, Chordata, Mammalia, Monotremata, Tachyglossidae. Gene Ontology annotation, molecular function: identical protein binding; glucosamine-6-phosphate deaminase activity.
AAACCCUCUGCUUAAUCUGUCAUUAUCUCUCAGCAGCCCCGCAGACGUGGUCACCUGGACAUCUCCAAGCCCCUUGCACAGUGGCCAGACCUAAGACCGUGCCCACUGCCCAAAGAGAACGCGAGCAGUUCACGAUGAAACUCAUCAUUCUGGACCACUACUCCCAGGCCAGCGAAUGGGCAGCCAAGUACAUCAGGAACAGAAUCAUUCAGUUUAACCCUGGGCCAGAGAGGUACUUCACUCUGGGGCUGCCCACUGGAAGCACGCCCUUGGGCUGCUACAAGAAGCUGAUUGAGUAUUACAAGAACGGGGACCUGUCUUUCAAGUACGUGAAGACCUUCAACAUGGAUGAAUACGUAGGUCUGCCCCGGAAACACCCCGAGAGUUAUCACUCCUUCAUGUGGAACAACUUCUUCAAACACAUUGACAUCAACCCGGAGAACACCCACAUCCUGGACGGGAACGCGACUGACCUGCAGGCCGAGUGCGAUGCCUUCGAGGAGAAGAUCAAGGCCGCUGGGGGGAUCGAGCUCUUCGUCGGAGGCAUCGGCCCCGACGGACACAUCGCCUUCAACGAACCCGGCUCGAGCUUGGUGUCCAGGACGCGGGUGAAGACGCUGGCCAUGGACACCAUCCUGGCCAACGCCCGGUUCUUUGAUAACGACCUCGCCAAAGUCCCCACCAUGGCUCUGACCGUGGGCGUGGGCACGGUCAUGGACGCUAGAGAGGUCCUGAUCCUCAUCACCGGCGCCCACAAGGCAUUUGCCCUGUACAAAGCCAUCGAGGAGGGGGUGAACCAUAUGUGGACCGUGUCCGCCUUCCAGCAGCACCCCUGCACUGUGUUCGUGUGCGACGAGGACGCCACCCUGGAGCUCAAAGUGAAGACGGUCAAGUACUUUAAAGGUUUGAUGCUUGUCCACAACAAGCUGGUGGAUCCCCUGUACAGCAUGAAAGAGAAGGAAGUGGAGAAAAGCCAGUCGGCCAAGAAGCCUUACAGCGACUAGCCUCUCGCCAUCUUGUGGUGUGCUGAGGGCUGGGAAGACUGCCAGCCUUGGGGGAAAUGGGUUUUUAGCGAGAGGAAUUCCUUGUUCGGUAAUCAGAUAUGUUCCAUGGCGAGAGAGGGUGCAGUUUGGUGAUGUGAGGGGUGGAAGUCUCUGAAACAGAGCAGGGACAAAACCGCUCCUCAUCCUGCUCAGACCUUAAUUCUGACCCAUUCUCCGCCCCGUUUUAGCUCCUAGAAGGAAACAAGUGCAAAUCUAAAAACUGCCCCGAAGCCUAGGGAAAAUUAAUGGAGGCCCUGACUUUUUCUCCUGGGACCAUGAGAGAGUUGGCAGUGGAGAAUCAAUUAAUGGUGUCUAUGGAGCGCUUACUGUGUGCAGAGCACUGUACAAAGUGUUUAGGAGAGUACAAUGCAAAAGAGUUGAUAGACUCGUUCCCUGCCCAAAAGGAGCAUUCAAGACAGGGCCCAGUGAGUUGCCAUUUUCUCAUAGGACGGGGAGGGGAGAGGCGUUUGUUCUCUGCAGCAGAGACCGGCGUCAGAGAAGACUACAAUCCACCCUGUCUGUGGGAGAAUAGACCCUUCCCAGACCCCAGUGCCUCUCCAAGGACAGUCAAGAUCCCCCUCGGGGGUCUUUACUCAUGGUUUCAGUGCUCUGGCCAGGAGGAAGAGGAUAAGAGACGGUGCAGCCCCACUGGGGCUCUGGGAUUUCAGAGAUCUCCCUGCUGAAGAUUCACUCCCUCACCUUGGCUUUGUUAAAAAGGCCCUCCCGGAGUUAAUAACAUGCAAGUGGCAACAGCAUUGGGCAGUUAUAUCAAAAUUAGAAGACAAAAUGUGGGCUGCUACACUCUGGGGUCCGAACAGGCUCAAGGCCUCAUUGGCUGAGGGUACGUUUGAGAUGAACACUUCCCAUUCCGUUGCUGCUGCCCUGUUGGGGCUGACUGCCUCUCCGCCACCCGCCCCGAAAAAGCUCCUCCCCAUUCUCAUCUUCCUUUCAGCUCCCCCAUCUCUUCGUUGGUGGGUCUGUAGGAAGCUGCUGGCCUCCUCCAUCGCUACAGAAAAAUCGUGAACCCGAGGCCGGGUUCUUCUGGAAAUGCCGCCUCUUUCCAAACAGCGGUCACUGUUUUAGCUUUUCUAGGUGAUGAGUAUAGCCCUCCUGUUAAAACUGAUGAAUCGAUGGGUUUGUUUAUACAGCGUCUUUUAAUAAAGACAGUGAUGUUUUCAAAUGAA